AAGAGGAUGACCGGUAAGAGUCAGACCAGCAACGUGACCAACAAGAAUGACCCACGCUCCCUCAAUUCCAGAGUCUUUAUCGGCAACCUCAACACUGCCAUCGUCAAGAAGAGCGACAUCGAGGUCAUUUUUGCCAAAUAUGGUAAAAUUGUGGGUUGUUCGGUGCACAAGGGCUACGCUUUCGUCCAGUACAUGAGUGAGAGGAACGCGCGUGCCGCCGUGGCGGGGGAAAAUGCAAGGAUCAUCGCUGGCCAGCCCCUCGAUAUAAAUAUGGCAGGGGAGCCAAAACCAUACAGGCCCAAAGCGGGAUCCAAAAGACCCCUCUCUGCUGUGUACAGCGGUUAUGAAUUUGACUACGACUACUACAGGGAUGACUUCUACAAUCGGCUGUUUGACUAUCAUGGACGGGUGGCCCCCCCACCAAGGGCAGUGAUCCCACUGAAACGCUCCCGGGUGGUGGUUCCGUCCACGCGUCGUGGGAAGACCUCUUUCCCCAUCAAGACCUCUUCAUCUUCGUCAAGACCUCCCUCUUCCUCUUCCUCCUUUUCAUCUGGACCGAAAUUAAAGACGGAUCAGCUCCAAACGAUCAAGCGUGAGCUGACUCAGAUCAAAAUGAAGAUCGACUCACUGCUGGGCCGACUGGAGAAAAUCGAGAAACAACAGAGAGCCGAGUCCGAGGCGCAGAGGAAGUAUGAAGACAACUGUGACUCUCUACAUGAGGAGUCCAUAUCAGAGACAGCAGAAAACUCUGCCGAAGAAACGGGCGAAGGGAUGCUUGACGCCGAGGCUGGGGAGAUGACAGACGGGGGCGAGGAUGACUACGACGAAGAGGGCAGCACUGAUCUGAUAGAGAACCAUGUAUCUGACAUUGACAACUAA
This is a messenger RNA of Chanos chanos (milkfish), 879 nucleotides long. RefSeq names its product RALY RNA binding protein like (gene ralylb). NCBI's taxonomy places the organism in Eukaryota, Metazoa, Chordata, Actinopteri, Gonorynchiformes, Chanidae. The record is from RefSeq and is a predicted model, not a curated record. Bases 7 to 879 code for a protein of 290 amino acids. The transcript has 7 exons. Gene Ontology annotation, molecular function: RNA binding. Gene Ontology annotation, cellular component: nucleus.